AUGUGGCAGCUCAGCCUGCUCGGUGACGUUCUACCGGCCUUCAGGGCCUUCGCCCGUCAGCGAAAGCAGGAAUGCGAUGCGCUACGGGACACAAGCCCACAUGCCGAGGAUCUGUAUUUUCAGGCGCUCGGGUGCUUCAACGACUUGGACGCAAUUCGCACAGCCGUGGCUAAGUCACGAGGAGAAUGGACCCCGGGACUCGACGAGGAGAUCAUCGACCGACUACUGGAGGCGCUGAAUUCACGGGUAGAAUCACGCUCGAUAUUAGUCCGUUACCCCCGAUCUCGGGACUCAUCACGCUGCUGCCGAGCCAAGCUAAUUGCACUCCAGCCACCGAUCCGAUUUUUUGGUUCCGCCAAGCCAGUUGAAAAGUAUUCGAAGCUACGAGCGCUCAGCCUUUGUAUCGAGUCCCUGGACGAGGAGUCGGGCGACGAGGAAGAUUUGGAGGGUAACCUCUGCGAGUCUUAUAGGCGGUGCCUAGACCAGUCCAAUCUACGGAUACGUCUGUUGCAUCGAAAGGAGAGCUUUGGCGAGAGGAACAAGUUUCUCAGUCGUCUUCAACGAGCAUCUCGCCAUUUACUCAACCAGUACUACAAAGAAUACCGUUCUGAUAACGAUGUCAUCGAGCUGUCUCAACACCCAAGCUUCGGCAUCAAAACCCUGGCGAAUACAGCUUACGGUCUGCUGGAAAAGCACUCACGGUGCAAAUGCCGACAGCCCGUCGCGAGAAGGGAGGUUAGACUGAGUCUCACGGAGCACCGAAAAUUUCAACUGCGAAAACGUCAACAAGAGACCGGAAACUGGCGUCCAUCCAGCGCAGAAUUUGAGAUGCUUCUGCCCGUUUGUCAGGACGAUGAUCACUGGAAGAUUACGAAUGUCCAGGUCAAACCGUUGAUCGUGGAAACUUCCAGGCUAGAUCCGCGCAUUGGACCCGACAAGGAACUCAUCGAGAAGGAUAUUUGCCCAGUUAUACGGAGAAGCAGAACCACAUGCGUCCAUCUUCUUGCUGCCAAAGAGCAUUUGUGGGUUCUGAGACCGCCUCCUCCUGUCGGCAUGAGCUAUCACACGACGAUGCAGUCUCUUCGCGAACUCUUGGAUAGCAGUCCGGCGCUUUCUUCUCCUGACAUUCCGAGAUACGAUGAUAGGGAAAAGCUGCUCCUCUCCUACAUCCUAGCGACGUCGCUCCUUUAUCUGUAUCCGGGGGACUGGAUCCCGACGGAUUGGAGCAGUGACAAGAUCUUUUUCCCGCGGUACUCAGGGAGCAGACGAUCGCCCAUCUUUACAUUGCCUUAUCUAUCCGUCAACCUUCAGCAGGGUGGUGCCCCUCCAAAGGCUCCACCGGUGAGUCAAUAUCACAAACAUCCUGCUAUUCUGGCGCUGGGCAUCAUGCUCCUCGAGAUUGCAAGAGGCGUCCGAUUCGACCUAGCAAAUGGACACGGCACAGCCGAGCUUGAUCGAGCAGGCCGGUACAAUGAAUACGGCAGUGAAGCUCUAAGGAUCCUCAAUGACUUGGAGAGACAAGGCGAACGGCGUCUUUCCAGACGUAUACCUCCGGUCCUGUCCAAUGUCGUCAGGUCUUGCCUGAUUCUAAACCAACCCCCGAGCAUGGCAGCUGAGCAGAUGUCCGAGGAGGGCCCAAUACGGCAUUACAUCCUUGCUUGUAUUGUCACGCCUUUGGCUAUCGCCCUCACUGAGGGAUACCAUGUUUCACUGGACAAGCUACAGGAUAGUUCGGGCCUGGACCCUACGCCAGAGAGCCCUCUGCGGGUGACUGAACACUCUAGCUUCCAGAUCUCGAUGAAUACUGUCAAAUCCGGAAUAUCCAACCCAAACGCACUUGACCCCUUGACGUCCCCCUUACCCGAGAGAACUGAGUUCUGCCUCUACGGGGAGGAAGAAGAGGCUGUAAAUAACGUAAAGCUACGUUUAGAAAACGAAUGGUUCGCCUGGCUAGGUAACGUACAGCACCGGAUCAACGAUCUACAGUGCGAGCCGCACGGGGAGAGAGUAAGAAUCGCAAUUCUAGACUCCGGUCUAGACCUGUCAGAAGAUCAAAUGAACAUAUACAACGAGCGACGCGACCUCGUGUAUAAGAGCUGGAUUGAAGGAGACGACGAUGCCUGUAAAAAGGAUGAAGUCGGUCAUGGCACCCACCUGGCGACUCUCCUUGCCCGCAUCGCACCGCAAGCUCAGAUCCACGUCGCGAGGGUCUUCCGGAAGGCGAAACCCGACAUGAAAACUGAGCCCAAGAACGUAGCUCGGGCGAUCCGGCAUGCCGUGGACACGUGGAGGGUUGACAUGAUCGUCAUGGCUUUCGGAUUCGACGAGGAACAAACGUCAUCGGUGGGAAGAGACUCUCUCUACAAUUCAAUUCAGCAUGCCGCAGCAAAUGGCAUCACCAUGUUCGCGGCGGCAUCGAACGACGGCAAGAAUCGCCGAGACGGGGUCGCGUGGCCGGCACGCGCGUUGGAGGUCAUCUGCGUCCACUCGGCGGACGGACAUGGAACGCCGUCGGGCUUCACGCCCGGGCCGAGCGAUAAUCAGCGCAUCAUGCUCCUCGGCGAAUGCGUCAAGUCAGCGUGGCCGACCAAGCUGCGGCAGCCGCGGGGUUCCAAGUUGAUGAGCGGCACAUCGUGUGCGACUUCUAUCGCGGCGGGUAUCGCGGCUUUGCUACUUCACUAUGCGAGAGGUUUCUUGCCUGUGGAUCAAUGGAGGCAGCUCCGGCGAGUUGACUCGAUGCGGACGAUGUUCGGGCGACUGAGAGACGAUAGGGGCAAUGGCUAUCACUGGAUACGUCCAUGGGCGCUCUUUGACAGGAAGAACGACGAGGGUUGGAUCCAAGGGGAGAUUAAAGCAGCCUUACCAUGA
This is a messenger RNA of Ilyonectria robusta, 2868 nucleotides long. RefSeq lists its product as uncharacterized. The record is from RefSeq and is a predicted model, not a curated record. Gene Ontology annotation, biological process: proteolysis. Gene Ontology annotation, molecular function: serine-type endopeptidase activity. The transcript is spliced from 5 exons. The coding region runs from base 1 to 2868 and encodes 955 amino acids. NCBI's taxonomy places the organism in Eukaryota, Fungi, Ascomycota, Sordariomycetes, Hypocreales, Nectriaceae.